Molecule: messenger RNA, 3477 nt
Organism: Alternaria viburni
Lineage: Eukaryota; Fungi; Ascomycota; Dothideomycetes; Pleosporales; Pleosporaceae
Exons: 1
Coding region: 1-3477 (1158 amino acids)
Biological process (GO): regulation of DNA-templated transcription
Source: RefSeq, a predicted model, not a curated record
AUGGCCGAGGUGGUAGGCCUGGUCGCCAGUGUCGUGCAGCUGGCUGGCGCUGGCUUGAAGCUGUCCCAGACGCUGUACCAGUAUGCCGAUGGUGUAGCUUCUGCCGAUCGCAGAAUCAAGGAUAUCGCGAACGAAGUCAAGCUCACAAGCUUCGUUAUCCAAGAGCUGGGGACCAUCUUCGAGAGAGACGAGACUGCAAACCUGAUUUCAGAAAAUGCAGUCAGGACGGCGAACGAGACGAUCAAAGAGUGUUUUGCGGUUUUCACGGAACUUGAGCUGAAAAUCAACAAGGGCAAGCCAGGGAAGAUGGGUCGGCUGAUGUUACCCUUCAAAGACAACAAGAUCGAACUGCUGCGAAGCCAGAUUGAUAAGCUCAAGAGUACGCUAGAGCUGUUGAUGCAGGUGCUGAUACAUGCUCAUCAAGUUUCAUCGGAGAAGUACAAUCGCGAGGCUGAAGCGAAGCACCGGGAAGAGAUCAAGCAGUUACUCGAGAACAAGAAGCAAGCCACAAAGAAGUACGAGGAGUCGCUGAGAAACUUCAGUAUAAGCGAUGGCAGCACUGUCGUAGAUGAGGGUGAUCGAUCGCUACAGGAUGAGGUCGACGUUGGUUCGCCGUCUAAUCUCAUCAACGCUGCUUCAGCCAUUGGCUCUACCAUCAACCCAGAUACGCUUGCAACAUGCGUGGACCAUGUCCGAAGCCUGUUAGCAGACAUCGAAACUCUGCAACUUGCCUUGACCAAGCAGGUAGAUGGAGACGAUCAUGCUGAUCACCAUCAGAAGGCUAUCGGAUCUUACUUCCUCGCUCGCUCUCAUCUCGACAGUGUGCUGCUUGGUAAUGCUCAAGCCAAAGUCACCGAUACAUCAAGUCAACCAUGGAUCAGCAAGACGAGCACCCAUACUAGUGUAUCUGCUACGUUGAAUGAGACGGCAAAGGAUGAAGAUGUCAGCAGCUCUUCGAGUAACGAAAGAGCACGAAUAGAGUUCGAGAUGUGGCGAGUGAGAGAGCGAGUGAAAGAGCGAACAAGAAACCGAGUUUCUGCUGAAGUCAACCGGGGGUCGACACCCGCCAGCCGUCAUCUUGAGCGGGUAGCAAGAAACCAAAGGGCCAAGGUUGAGCAUAGAAGCGGCACACGGGGUUCAGCCCACCGCCCUCCAUUGCGCGCGGAAAGCGAAGAUAUUCCCCUCGCCUUACCUCCUAGUGCAGAUUAUAUGCCGUCUAGUUACCGUGAGGAGUAUGCACCUACACUCCGAAGGACCAGCAAUCGAACCGACCCAGAAACGGAUGGAGCUUCAGAUGGUGAACUCGUAACCGAGGUGUCCGAUCAAAUUGAUCGACCUGGAGCAACGCAUUCUCAGCUACAGUUGAACAAUGAACGCUCCCAUGCGGAUGAUGCUCAGCACCCGCUUCUAAGCCAGGCGAGGCUAGCGAAACUAGAAGCUCGCGCUCGAGAUGAGAGGCUUUGGCAAGAAGAACUACGUAGAAGAGAAGGUUCCAGUGCCCCUGAAAGAGUCAAAGCAACCAAUAGGCGCGAUUCUCUUCGACCUACACAGACUCAGCUAUCACAGCCAGCCCGUGAUAGAUCGCCUUCGUCGUCGCUCGGAUACUUGUCAGAAGAAAUUAGAAAUGGCUCAUGUGCGUCUAGCAGGCGCGUCCAGGAGGCUAAACGAAGUCCUAAGAAAGACAAGGACAAGAUCGAACACGAUGGACCACCGGCCGUAAUGGCCUCGUGCGACGAUUCGUCUGAAACGAAUGAGCCCAAUCAGAGGGAGAAAGCGAUAGCAAGAGAGCAAAUGCGUAGGAGGAGGAGAAACCACCGUGAACGAAAAGAGCGAGAGGAACAGGAAAAGACACGAAGGGAAUGUAAGUAUAACCUCAACUUGCAAGCACACAGAAACCAGGAGCUGCACCUUUCGUAUCGCAUCAUUGAAGAAAUAGGCCUAACGUUACCAUCAGAUAUCGAAAAGCUGAAGAUGCCAGAAUUGGCAGAGCAAUCUUCCACUCACGCGGGCGAGCCUGCUCCUACUGAAGAGAUUCCAGCUGACCCCCAGGACUCCCCUUUUUACUCCAAGGACGGCCGUGUGAAAGCGGCAAUAGCUCUUCUUCUCGCCAAGGAAGACCAGCGAUUCAGCCUUAACACCUACUGCACUUCCGAAAUAGACCCGCCAGAAGACGACCAGGUGAACCAGCAAAUGGCUCUUCUUCUCACCAGGGGAGACCCGACACCCGGCCCUGACUCCAACUGCACUUUCAGAAUAGACCUGCCAGAAGACAGAGACGCUUGUGACUUUGAACCAUCCUCAUCGAAGACGAGCAUGAAGAAAAAGGAUGACAAAACCGAACAGACUAAACCACUGAUGUCAGCGAGCAGGCGCCACGGUUCAUUUAAAACGCACGUUCGCUCUCAUAGUGUGUCUUCGCGAGGAUCUGAUGUUGACAAGCAACUGGAGAGAGCGAAGGCAAGACGUGAAGAAACAAACAUGGAAUACGAUCGACGACGAGAGCAAGAGAGACGGAAAGAGUCGAACACGGAUUCAACCUCGACUCGUAGUAGUGGCAAAGUACCCCACUGGCAACGCGCGUCGUCGGCGGCGUCGAGGACACGCAAGUCUAUUGAUAGCAACGAAGACACCCCAGAGUCAGCAGGCCCAAGAGGUCGCAUCGGCGCAGCUACCAGACACCAUGAACGGUCAUGCUCCCGCUCUCGUGUCCUGGUCCGCGUUCGUUCUGGAGUUUGGGAGUUCCAGUACAAGCCAGCAGAAGACGGUAGCGACAAGCAAGGAGAGGGUAUGAAUUGCGAGUCGGAGUCGAACCGAGAUGAGGAGAGGGCAGGAAAGGAGCGAAUAGUGACAGCGGCUUCAGAAGGUGUGACGGCCCUACAAAGUGGCCACCGCGAGCUAUCGCCUUCCCGCCCCCGUCGUACCCGUCGUCCCCGUCCCCCUCGUUCCGGCUAUGCUCAAAUCGACCCACGCUAUCAUAGCGACUCUAGCAGUUAUGUUAGUCCCAGCGAAAAGAUUGAGCGCGAGCAAGAAGGAGAUAGGAUCAACCAGCUAGAAGAGGAAACGCGGCGUGACCGGGUGUUGGAGGGAGAGAACAAGGGGGCGGAAAGGGAACGACGAAGGGGACCACUCUAUCUUCCACAGGCUAUCCCCUGUGCGGUUGACACAAGCAGGAAAGGCGAGCAACGUAAGUGUCAUCCGAAGCUUGCAGAAACAUUCAUUACUCUCGCCAAGAGUUCAAUCGCAGUAUUACUAAUGCCUAUACCCCUAGUGAAAGAAACAUCGCACGCUCGUGAACAGCGAUUGUUACGGCAGAGACAAGAGAGCUCAGAAGAGUACUCUUCCCCAAGUAUUCAAGAAGACACUUCAGAAAGUGAAGAAGCCGAGGAUUCAUGGAGUCACAUUGAUGAGACGGAAAAGGUGGGCCGGGUGGACGAGGUGGACGAGUUACUGAAGGAAUGGACUACUCUGCUUGGAUGA